CGGGCACCGAGUCACCAGGCACAACCGUGGGCUCCGAGUCAACUGGGAUGACCGCUGGCACUGGGUCAGACAUUGGAUCGUCUGGCUGGACAGCGGGCAUCGGGUCACCAGGCAUCAGGUCAUUUGGCUCGACAGCGGGCACCGCGUCAUCUGGCAAGGCAGUGGGCUCCGAGUCAACAGGCACGACAGUGAGCACCGGGUCAUCAGGUACCGGAUUGUCUGGCUCGACAGCGGGCAUCGGGUCACCAGGUAUGACAGCGGGCACUGGGUCACCAGGCAUCAGGUCAUUUGGCUCGACAGCGGGCACCGGAUCAGGUACCGGAUCAUCUGGAUCAACAGCGGGCAUCGAGUCAACUGGCCUAAUAGGAUCGUCAGGCUGGAUCAGUUCAUCAUGCUGGGGGUAGAGGCAUCAGGCUGAAUGCCGGCGCCGAGUAGAGGCUUCAGGCCGAGUAGAGGCUUCAGGCCGAGUAGAGGCUUCAGGCCGAGUAGAGGCAUCAGGCCGAGUAGAGGCAUCAGGCCGAGUAGAGGCUUCAGGCCGAGUAGAGGCAUCAGGCCGAGUAGAGGCAUCAGGCCGAGUAGAGGCAU
Staurois parvus is the source of this 585-nucleotide messenger RNA. The record is from the annotation of a GenBank genome assembly. Lineage: Eukaryota; Metazoa; Chordata; Amphibia; Anura; Ranidae.